CUGUGUUGUUGUUGUAAGCAUUUCAAAAUUUGCCCCAUAUUUUAAUUUUCCGGAAUUUCAAUGUCCGGAGAGGCCAAUAUAACGCCUCAAUCCGGCCGGAGACCGCGACUCGGAUUGGGCAGGCGUGGCUGUCAAUCCACGCCUUUAAUGAGACUUCAGAGGGAGGAAUCCUCUGUUAAUACCCCAAUAAACAGGAACCAGGAGACUCCAAGGGCUUUGGCCUUAUACCUCAGCGCUCGCAGGAUAGGAUUGUCCAAAAACCGGACGGAACUGACCAAAAAGAAGCUGGAGUUUGCUGUGGCCCAGGAGAACAAGGACGACGAGCCAGAGGUUGUGAAGAAAUCACCAAAGAAAGAGGCCAAGGCUACCAAAAGGAAGAGUGAUCCUGAAAAGAAUUGCCAUAAGUCAGAGGAUGAAGAGCUAGAGGAUUCCCAGAAGAAUCAGCAGGAAGAGAGUCCCCAACACAGCAAAAUCACAGAGCUGCAGGGUGAUAUAGAAAUCUGGCACCGGGCAUUCAAAGCCUCUGUGGACGAUCUGCUGACGAUGGCGGAGCCAGGACUCUCAAAGAAGCACCUCCUCGCCCAGCUGGGCAUUCCGCUCGAGAUGCUGCGCUAUCUGGAGGAGGAUUAACCUUAAAUAAACAUAGUUUGCCAUAAGAUUUAACAUUAAGAAACUGUAUAUUCCCAUUGCAACAAGG
Drosophila subpulchrella is the source of this 697-nucleotide messenger RNA. RefSeq lists its product as uncharacterized. The transcript has a single exon. Lineage: Eukaryota; Metazoa; Arthropoda; Insecta; Diptera; Drosophilidae. Bases 61 to 630 code for a protein of 189 amino acids. The record is from RefSeq and is a predicted model, not a curated record.